Molecule: messenger RNA, 2251 nt
Organism: Stegastes partitus (bicolor damselfish)
Lineage: Eukaryota; Metazoa; Chordata; Actinopteri; Pomacentridae
Gene: prkacab
Product: protein kinase, cAMP-dependent, catalytic, alpha, genome duplicate b
Exons: 11
Coding region: 378-1433 (351 amino acids)
Biological process (GO): protein phosphorylation
Cellular component (GO): cAMP-dependent protein kinase complex; cytosol; nucleus
Molecular function (GO): cAMP-dependent protein kinase activity; protein kinase A regulatory subunit binding; ATP binding
Source: RefSeq, a predicted model, not a curated record
AGGAGGGACAGGCGAAGACUGGAUCCUCCGUGUUCAGGCCAACUGCGCCGAGCUCGGCCUGUCGGUCCGGUGAAGCCCCAGUGACCGAGAUACCUCAGCGGUAGCUCCCCGUGGAUUUAACCUCAAUAUCGGUCGCAGGUUGCUGGUGACCGCGGAGUGAGUUCGCCCCGCUCCACUAUCCCGUCUCUCGCCGUGGCACCGCAUCAGCAGCAUCAGCAGCAGCAGCUGUCGGGCUAUUAAAGACCAAGACCUCGGAGUUAACGCUCGGUGCUGCUGGAUUUAGGAAAUACCGUCCAGACCUAAUCGAGAUUAGACCGGCUUGAGAAGGCUGCGGGGCGGCCAGAAAGCCACGGAUCGACCGUUGACAGGUUGUCAUCAUGGGCAACGCGCCCACGGCCAGGAAGGGCAGCGAGAUGGAAAGCGUCAAGGAGUUCCUUGCUAAAGCCAAAGAGGACUUCCUCAAAAAGUGGGAGAAUCCUGCACAGAACACUGCUUGCCUGGAGCAGUUUGAGAGGUUGAAAACCCUGGGCACGGGCUCAUUUGGCCGUGUUAUGCUGGUGAAGCACAGAGAAACGGGACAGCAUUAUGCCAUGAAGAUCCUCAACAAGCAGAAGGUGGUGAAGCUCAAGCAGAUAGAGCACACUCUGAAUGAGAAGAGGAUUCUUCAGGCUGUCAGCUUUCCUUUUCUUGUGCGGUUAGAGUACUCAUUCAAGGACAACACUAACCUCUACAUGGUGAUGGAGUAUGUACCAGGUGGAGAGAUGUUCUCCCAUCUACGAAGAAUUGGCAGAUUUAGUGAGCCUCAUGCUCGGUUCUACGCUGCUCAGAUCGUUCUGACCUUUGAGUACCUGCAUGCUUUGGACCUGAUCUACAGAGACCUGAAACCUGAAAACCUGCUCAUAGACCAACAGGGCUACAUACAGGUCACAGAUUUUGGCUUUGCCAAACGUGUAAAGGGCCGGACCUGGACACUGUGUGGCACCCCAGAAUAUCUGGCUCCAGAGAUUAUUCUCAGCAAGGGGUAUAACAAGGCGGUAGACUGGUGGGCGCUGGGUGUGCUCGUCUAUGAGAUGGCAGCAGGGUAUCCUCCGUUCUUUGCUGAUCAGCCCAUUCAGAUCUAUGAAAAGAUCGUAUCAGGGAAGGUGCGUUUCCCAUCUCACUUCAGUUCAGACCUGAAAGACCUCCUGAGGAAUCUGUUACAGGUGGAUCUAACAAAACGUUACGGGAACCUCAAGAACGGAGUCAACGACAUUAAGGGACACAAGUGGUUUGCAACAACUGACUGGAUUGCCAUCUACCAGAAAAAGGUGGAAGCUCCCUUUGUCCCCAAGUUCAAAGGACCAGGCGACACCAGCAACUUUGACGACUACGAGGAGGAGGAGAUCCGCAUCUCCUUCACUGAGAAAUGUGCCAAGGAGUUUGCUGAGUUCUAGAGUUAGAGAGCGAGAGAGGAAGAAAGAAGGAAGUAGGGAGAGUCAAAGGUAGGCUGGUCAAGCGGGAGACAUAAGGAGAGAGUACUGUCUCCUGUCCAAUCACAAGCACCAGCUACAAAAAAAAAAAAAGAGGAGAAAUGGGAUAGUGAAGGGGAAAAAGAGCAAGGAGACUGAUAACCAGCAGUGUUGCCUUUUCUGUUGUGUUUCUGUUGUAUUUUAUUUAUUAUUCUGUCUUAUUUAUGGAUCCCUUUAUAAUGAAGGUGUGCUUCAUGGGUGUCGGGAACCCCACUAAUUUAGAGUUGCCUCUACACAUUUUUCACCCAAGAUCUUCCCUUUUUCUUUUCUAGUUUCACUCAUCUUUUAUUCAUUUUUGCGCCACAGCGUAGAGGGAUCGGUCACUCUGUCGAUCUGAUCUGAUCCUCUCCGGUCUGUUAGUCAUUCCAUGAAGCUCAAUGAGUCUUGUACAAGUUUAGAUCUCAGUCCGCACAAAAGUUUCUUAAGUUAUAUUUUAGUUUUUCCUCCAAUAUCGAAAUGUUUGCUCUCUCAUAUCAUAGAUGACAUUCUUUAAGGCAUUAUGGGCCAAAAGAAAAACGAAAAACAGAUGCGUUGUGUACUCAAAUUUCAGUCAGAGACAGAUGACACUUAAAGGAAAAAAAAGUCAAUUACGUUUACUGUGUAACUCCAUCUAUCGCUCUUUUCAUCGUUAGGUAUAGCCAGACUUAGUGCAUAUCUGCAGUACUCCAUUUUUAAAUGUUAUUAGAUACUAGUGGCUCCAAUGAUAUCAUGUCACGCUAACAACAACAACAACAAAAAAAAAA